Molecule: messenger RNA, 1719 nt
Organism: Grosmannia clavigera kw1407
Lineage: Eukaryota; Fungi; Ascomycota; Sordariomycetes; Ophiostomatales; Ophiostomataceae
Product: vacuolar protein sorting-associated protein
Exons: 5
Coding region: 1-1719 (572 amino acids)
Biological process (GO): retrograde transport, endosome to Golgi; protein retention in Golgi apparatus
Cellular component (GO): endosome
Molecular function (GO): phosphatidylinositol binding
Source: RefSeq, a predicted model, not a curated record
AUGGACCCCCUCGAAGAAGCACCCUGGGCCGAUACUCCGCAGUCGACGCCGGCCGCGCACGAAGAGGGAUCCGCGGCAGCCCCGUCGUCUGGGGCGGACAAGCCGUCUGCUGACACGACAUCCUCGGCGCCGGCCUCAUCUGGGGGCCGGCCGGCACGCGCGGCCCCUCGCCGACUGGUGGCUCAGCCCACGCGGCUACAGGCUGUCGAAGACGAUCCUCUCGGUCCGCUCGGUGCGCUGAGCAGCAGCACAUCGACGCUGUUUGGCGCCGAUGUUUCGACCGAGCCUGCCGCCACCGGUCUGGAGUCGCCGCCGGCGCCGCCCCUGAAGGAGCUGCCGCUGCGGUCAACCAUGCCGGCGGGUGCCGGCAGCAGCUCUCUGCGUGGACCGGCUGACCCGCAUCGCAUCGACAUUGACGAUCUCGACGGUGGCGGCACCGGCGGCUUGUUUGACGGCCAGUCGGCCCGUGGCGCCAGAGUGCCGCCGCCCGUGGCCGCCUCCGUGCCGACGCCUAUGCGAACAACAAGCCGGCCGAGCGUGACGAUCGAGCAGGCCUCCAAGCCGAGCUUCUACAUCUCCGUCGGCGAUCCGCACAAGAUCGGCGGGGCCACCGGCUCGCACAUUGAGUACAGCGUGAAAACACAGACCACAUCCAAGGCCUACAGACAGCCCGAGUUUGUCGUCAACCGACGCUAUCGCGACUUCCUGUGGCUGUACAGCCAGAUGCAUGCCAACUGUCCGGGCGUGGUGGUGCCUCCGCCGCCGGAGAAGCAGGCCAUGGGCCGGUUUGAAAGCAACUUUCAGGACGGCGACCUGAAGCUCUUCCUCGAGAGCGAAGCCUUCAACGUGGACGUGAAGCACAAGGAGCGGAAGGAGCCGAAUCUAGGCGAGAGCAAGGGUAUCAUGAGCAGCCUAGGCCUCAGCGUCGGAGGCGGCGUCAAGUUUGUGGAGCAGGACGAUUGGUUUCACGAACGGCGCAUCUACCUGGACGCGCUGGAGAUUCAGCUCAAGUCGCUGCUGAAGGCGAUGGACAGCAUGGUGACGCAGCGCAAGUCUAUGGCCGACGCAGCGGCAGACUUCUCGGCCUCGCUGCACGCGCUCUCGACCGUGGAGCUGUCGCCGAGCCUGUCGGGUCCGCUCGAGGCGCUCUCGGACCUGCAGGCGACGAUCCGUGACGUGUACGACCGGCAGGCGCAGCAGGACAUCCUGACGUUUGGCAUCACCAUUGACGAGUACAUCCGCCUGAUCGGCAGCGUCAAGCAGGCCUUUUCGCAGCGGCAAAAGGCCUUUUACAGCUGGCACUCGGCCGACGCCGAGCUGCAGAAGCGCAAGACGGCCCAGGACAAGCUCCUGCGCCAGGGCAAGAGCCAGCAGGACCGGCUGAACCAGAUCGGUGCCGACGUGGCCGACGCCGAGCGCAAGGUGCACCAGGCCCGGCUGCUGUUCGAAGACAUGGGUCGGCUGAUGCACAACGAGCUGGACCGGUUCGAGAGAGAAAAGGUGGAGGACUUUAAGAGCGGCGUGGAGACGUUUCUGGAAAGCUCUGUGGAGGCACAGAAAGAGUUGAUCGAAAAGUGGGAGACGUUCCUGAUGCAGCUCGACGCAGAGGAUGACGAGACGGCCUUUUACAGACCCCCGGUCCUGCAGUCGGCAAGCCGGCCGGCCGGCGACACAGCCAUAGACCGAGCCAGAGCACACAUUGACGAGGACUCUGACUAA